Panicum virgatum (switchgrass) is the source of this 809-nucleotide messenger RNA. RefSeq names its product MADS-box transcription factor 33-like. Bases 40 to 747 code for a protein of 235 amino acids. The transcript is spliced from 3 exons. The record is from RefSeq and is a predicted model, not a curated record. Gene Ontology annotation, molecular function: protein dimerization activity; DNA-binding transcription factor activity, RNA polymerase II-specific; RNA polymerase II cis-regulatory region sequence-specific DNA binding. Lineage: Eukaryota; Viridiplantae; Streptophyta; Magnoliopsida; Poales; Poaceae. Gene Ontology annotation, biological process: positive regulation of transcription by RNA polymerase II.
UUACAAUAUUGAUGAGAAUAUAUAAGAGCAUAAAUAAAGAUGUACAAUGACCUGCAAGGUGCUUUCAAGUGGCGUGCAGCAAUGCAACCAAUACUGGCCAAAGAUCAUAUUCCCUUGAAGGUGGAUUGCUAUAUAAAAGCAGGUUGUGUCACUGCAUGUGUGUUAGACUUGAGAGGAACGCGAAGCCAGUGCCUGCUUACGAUUAGUGCCAUGCUUCAAGGCCAAUCCAAAGUGAAGGUUAUCUGCAGGCAGAGAGAAACGAUGGUUAGAGGGAAGGUGCAAAUGCGACGAAUUGAGAACCCUGUCCAUAGAAGGGUAACCUUCUCCAAGCGACGGGAAGGACUACUCAAGAAGGCAAGAGAACUCUCAGUGCUUUGUGGUGCUGAUGUAGGUGUCAUCAUAUUUUCCUCUACUGGGAAAGUCCAUGAUCUGGCAACUAAUGGAAAUAUGCAAAGCUUGGUAGAGAGGUACCAGAGCAUAUCGCAGCAAGAGGUAAAAUGGAAAGCAAGAAUCUACAAAGCCAGGUCGCAAAUAAAUCAAAGCAGGUCCAUUGGAGGGGGUGAAGAGAACAUGAGACUGGAUAGACUGCAUGUGCUAGAGAAAGGUCUUGAACUAUGGUAUUGGCAAACACGCUCCACAAAGGCAAGACUCCCCUUCUAUUUUCAAACUUUUCACAUUAGGCACAAAACCAAUUUGAAACAUCUUUUAUCAGAUGCAGAUCAUGCAGCAAGAAAUUCAAGUUCUUAAAAAUAAGGUCAGCCUCAAUGUUUCAUAAUCUUCCUUGAUGUUUGAACAGAAGCUCCUUUAAU